UCAUUAUCUAAACUGCUGUAUUUACACCCAAACACCCCGUUACUUUGCUGUAACCACACACACACAUCUAUACCAAACACAACACCGCUGUUCAGACGACGCGAGGAUUAAUCAGUUUUGCCAUGGCGACGGUCGUUUGUUUCGUUUGCGGCAACUCCACCUCCGAGUUGAACGUCUCUCCUUUAUUCUCACGAAGCCAACGUACGCAUCACAAUGCCCCUUUCUUCCCGUUCCUCGAAUACCACGACCCCGCCCCCGGCGCCUCCCCCAUGCAAGAUGAUUGGUCGGUUGACGCUUGUUUCGUUUGUAAAUCGAUUCUUGCGCAACAAUGGGAGUCGUUCGAACGAGGUAGAAUGCCGAUAGGGAAACGACUUUAUUGGUUGAAACGACCGAGUGGAUGCGAGAUUCGACAACCCGUGUCGCAGAUUGAACUCGAAGAAAUAUUAAACGAACAUUCUCGCGAUAAUUGUGAUGAUUACGCCACAGAUGAAGAAGAUGGGAAAUCCCCCAUUCCGAAACCACAAGAACAACACGACGAACCACCCCAAAUAUUCUGCUACUCGUGCGCUAAAUCCGACAAAGAUCAUCCGUCGAUGUGCCCGGUGCAUUGCCAACCAUCGUACGAGCAGCUAAGAACCGGGGUUCCUUACUAUCCUACCGUGCUGGACAAGGAACCAUCGAAAGGAGCUAAAGUGAUUUGUAACUCAAUAACUUUCUUAUGCAUCUCGUGCUUGCCUAAGUUUACCCCAGAAUGGCACCCUGUGCAAAAAGAUUUUCUCCAGCAAGACCCGACGAAGUCCGUCCUCCCACGAAUUCCGCUUCCAGAGGUCGUGUUAUGUUAUAUCUGUGGUGGUGACGUCAGCACCAAGUAUAACGUGGGUCUGGUCCGAACGUCUGGGGCCACUGGAGGGGUGACGGCGGCGUUAACAUCACGUAAACCUAUCCUGGGGUCAACCCCCCUAACAUUUGGGUUCACGUAUUUGUGCACCAAGUGUUUGUCAGCGCCGCCGUUUAACGAUAAAGUUUGAACAUUGGAGGGUUCGGUUUCUAAACUGUUGUUCCCGGGUCAGGAGUCGAUAUUAGAUUUGUUUAUAGUUGCCUAACAUGGGUAUGCAGGAUCUGGAAUCAAUUAUAAUACAUUAUGUGACUAUGUGUAUAAUCUGGUUGGUGGUUGUACAUGGUAUAAAUGUAUGCCAACAUAAAACACAGGACAUAAUGUUAAUUUCCCUGUCACAAUGUUACCUUAUAAAAACAUUCAACAAUGCAUUAUAAUGUAUUUCCGCUUAUGUGGGCAACACUGGUGUGGGCAACACUGGUGUGAGCAACACUGGUGUGGGCAACACUGGUGUGGGCAACACUGGUGUGGGCAACACUGGUGUAUUAAAUAUUGUAACUGCCAUGUGUUAAAUAUUUCAUAUAAAAUGUAGUCAGAUAUUUUUCCAUUAAUUGUUGCGAUUGUUUCGUCGUAUUAACUUGUUUUGUCACUACAGGUAUUAUGACAUAAUGUGUAGAUUGUGAUGUAAUAAUAGGUUAAUUAUUCUGAAACAAUUAUCUGGUGAAAAGUUCGUUGUGACAUCACAACUAUUAAUUAUGACAUCACAGAAGAUGUUUCUACGCUUGUUUUUAUUGGUCGGAAUUAUUUGUAUAACUGGGGGUGAAAAUGUGGGAGCUAGUAAUAGGCGUAAAAGUCCAAAGUUCCGCGGCAACGCGACGAUAAACGAGGAGAAGAAGAAACUUCCACCAGGAGGCGAUAUAGUGAGCGACGUAACGAACCAAUCAAAUCAAUUUAAAGCAGGGUUGGAGGUUAUUGGGAAUAUAACCAACCAAUCACAGCCCACCAUACACGCCACGCCCCCUUCAACAGCCAAUCACGAUCAAGCAAAUACAACUACCAUAGAAAUAACAACCCAACCACAAACGACCACUAGAGCUCCUGUGACAUCAUCAACAGCGCCUGUGACAUCAUCAACAGCGCCUGUGACAUCAUCAACAGCACCUGUGACAUCAUCAACAGUGCCUGUGACAUCAUCAACAGCACCUGUGACAUCAUCAACAGCAUCUAUGACAUCAUCAGCUUCUGUGACAUCACAGCCUUCCAGUAUGACAUCAUCAACACUACCUAUGACAUCAUCAACUGUGACAUCACAACCACCUACUAUGACAUCAUCAACUGUGACAUCACAAUCACCCACUAUGACAUCUUCAACACCACAAACAAACACAACAAUACCUACUGUUCCCAAAAAACAAGGUGGUGGAAUAUCUACGGGUGUCGGGGUUUUACUCGGUGCGAUAAGUGCUGCCGUUAUCAUCGUUAUCUCAUUCUUCGUUUAUAAAUACCAACGUCGGUUCAUGCACGCUGCUCGAUUCAGGAGGUUGCAAGAUUCACCAUUGGAUGAGUUCGAUGAACUAAAUGGAGCCGACGCGGUUUACGCCGAACACACCGUGCCCAUUCGUCUUCGUGUGUGAUUUAUAUGAUAUCUAUGUUACUGUUAUAUGAUAUCUAUAUGCACCAAACUUGGGGUGGCAGGCUUAGCCUAGAAUUUUCUACACUACAUUAUUCAGUAAACAUUACAACCAAUAAGUUAGAUUUGUUUCACAGGAUUGUGUGUCUAACUAUCCCUGCCUCCCCUAUGUUUUUAAUAGUUUGACACCUGUUAUGAUAUCUAUGUUACUGUUAUAUGAUGUUAUUCUUUCUUCAAUAUUUGAUGAAAAGUUUAAAUCCAUGGUGCUUGGUCCUUCCUUGCCUUCCACCCACAAUCAUAUUUGUGUGCAAUUGUAUUUUACUUCUUACUUCUUGCACAUUUGUUGUGUGUUGUCUUGUCGUUGAAUAAAAUGUUUCAGUAGAUUAUGUGA
Messenger RNA from Ciona intestinalis (vase tunicate), 2856 nucleotides. The record is from RefSeq and is a predicted model, not a curated record. Lineage: Eukaryota; Metazoa; Chordata; Ascidiacea; Phlebobranchia; Cionidae.